Messenger RNA from Actinia tenebrosa (Australian red waratah sea anemone), 5276 nucleotides. RefSeq lists its product as uncharacterized. Lineage: Eukaryota; Metazoa; Cnidaria; Anthozoa; Actiniaria; Actiniidae. Gene Ontology annotation, molecular function: RNA helicase activity; zinc ion binding; RNA binding. The record is from RefSeq and is a predicted model, not a curated record.
CUUCGAACUCUUCUACUCACCAAUCAGUACGGAUGCUCCUGCAGUUUCAAGGAUGGUCAUGAGGUCUGAAGGAAAGUCUGAAUGGUCGUGAGCCAACAUCAGAUUACCAGCAAGGGACCCAACCUGAAAGAAACAAGCUCAAGUUUGACCAGUGGAAGAAGUUUUAGCGUCUUGAAAUGGCCGCACAAGGAAUGCCUUGGCCUUUGACGACUCAAAAUACUUAUCCUUCUAAUGACAGUUAUGACAGAGGUGGCUUUAAAGGAAGUUCUGGUUCUUCAACUGGUUCUGUUCAAAGAGACAAAGUUUAUGUACAGAAUAUCCCCUUGACAAUGCAAGAGGAUAGCGUUGAGACUCUUUUUGGUAAAUGUGGACAUGUUGUAGAAGUGAAGCUCCUCCCAGCUAAAGAUGGAAGGAACACUGUAGCAGGGUUUAUCAAAUAUGCCACAGAAGAAGCUGCAGAAGAAGCCAUCAACAAGAUGUCAGGCUGCACUUUAGGAGAAGGGCCCCCAUUACGCGUCAUGUGGCCUAACAGCAAAAGCAGUUCUUCUGGAGGACAGUCAGAUGGAAGACGAGGAGGUGGAGAUAGAGGUAAUAACCAAGGCUUCAACCAAUCAAACUAUGAUGAAAGCCGAAGACAAGGUCAGAAUAGGUCGACAGAGAGUCCUUUUGGAAACUACUCCGAUGGACCAACACAACAGACAAGUACAUAUGGUGAUGGACAAGCUGGCAGGAACAAUUCUUAUUCCCAGAAUUCCCAGCCUGGUAACUAUGGCAACCAGAAUAGUGGACAGGCAAACUUUAUGUCUCUUCUAGGGCGAGGUGAGAAUAGGAAUGUGAACAGUUCCAAGCCACCAGGUGGUCUGCAGAACUAUGGAGAUAACAGACAACAAAGUAAUAGCUAUCCACCAUUAGCACCUCUGAAGACAUCUCCCAAUUUUCCGAAUACUGUGUCACAGCAAAAUGGUUAUCAGUAUCCGCCACAAACAAAUGAAAACAGAGAGAUGCCGUCCAGGAAGAGUUAUGACCAGGCAUCACCAGCACAACAGUACCAACAAGAGAUGCCAAGCAACAGCUAUCAGCUGCAUCAACCAGCACAAGGGUACCAUUACCAGGGAGAAUCACUAAGCAAUGGUUACCAACAGCCAGUACCAGAACAACAGCAGUACUAUUUCCAGGAACAACCCCCAACUAAUAGUUACCAUACACCUCCUGUACCUCAAACACGCCAUUUCCAGCAACAACAACCCACCAAUAGUUAUGAACAACCUCCUGCUCCAUCUCAAGGGUACCAUUUCCAGGAACAACAACCACCAAACCAAAAUUUUCCAGCACCAAAUCAAGGAUAUCCACAGAAUAAUCAACAGCACAAUAGCUGGGGAGAUUCACCACAAGAAGGACAGACCAUUAAUAAUGGUCCAUUUGGUGGCCCAUCCCGAAACCAGUUGUCAUGGCAACCAAGGGAAGAACCAAGAUCAUCUGGAAGAGACAUGACUUGUCAUAACUGCAAAGAACCAGGUCACUUUUCCAGGGAAUGUCCGAACCCCAGAACACAAGAUACAACUUGUCAUAACUGCAAAGAACCAGGUCACUUUUCAAGGGAAUGUCCGAACCCCAGAACACAAGACAUGACUUGUCAUAACUGCAAAGAACCAGGUCACUUUUCCAGGGAAUGUCCGAACCCCAGGACACAAGGUGGUCCGAAGUGUCAUAGAUGUGGUGAAUCGGGUCAUUUUGCUAGAGAAUGCCCAACCUCAACUGGACCAAGUGGUGAUCAGUUGUGUCAUAAGUGUGGUGAAGCAGGACAUUUUGCUAGGGAUUGCACAAGCUCUCCCAGUAGAGGUGGUGAUCAGUUGUGUCACAAGUGUGGUGAAGCAGGACACUUUGCAAGAGAAUGCACAAGCUCUCCCAGUAGAGGAGGUGGGUCAAAUUGUCACAGAUGUGGAGAAGCAGGACACUUUGCCAGGGAAUGUACCAAUGCUCCAUCUAGAGAUAAUGCUUGCCAUAAGUGUGGUGAAGAGGGACAUUUCGCAAGAGAAUGCACAGCACUACCCAGCAAUAACUUGGAUCCAUCUAGACCAGGCCCUGUUACCUACAUCCCUCAAGAGCUCCCUGAAGACAUGGACUCAUUGUUCGAAGACAUGCCGCAUACAGGAAUCAACUUUGAUAAGUACGACAACAUCCCAGUGAAAGCCUCAGGGCAUCAAGGACAAGACCCUCCRCCCCCUAUCAAUACAUUUGAUGAAGUCAACUUUGGCAGCCAGACCAAAGCGAACAUUCGUCGUGCUGGUUUUGUCAAACCAACACCUGUGCAGAAGCAUGCUUUUCCUAUCGCUAUGUCAGGGCUGGAUCUCAUGGCUUGCGCUCAAACUGGGUCUGGUAAAACGGUGGCCUAUCUCCUUCCGACCCUCACCAGUAUCAUCAAUGGCGGUAUUCCAGCAGCAUCCCAGUCUCCGCUGGUCAUCUGCAUGGCACCCACACGAGAGCUAGUGGUACAGAUCUACAAAGAGGCAAAGAAGUUUGCAGAUGGUACACCAGUUAAGGUGGCUGUGGCUUAUGGUGGCGUGAGUGUCGCAUAUCAAGCACAACAUUUGGAACGUGGCUGCCAUUUUCUUGCUGCAACACCUGGAAGACUACAGGACUUUGUGACUAGAGAAAGGGUUUAUCUCGAUGGUGUCAAGUACUUGAUCCUAGACGAGGCAGAUCGCAUGUUAGACCUGGGCUUUGGACCCGCCAUCCGCAAACUCGUCGAGCAAUGCAACAUGACGCCUAAAGAACACCGACAAACACUCAUGUUCAGCGCAACCUUCCCUAACGAAAUCCAACUUCUGGCCGCAGAUUUCUUGAAACAGGAUUAUAUCUUCUUAGCUGUAGGCUGUGUCGGUGGAACUAACCUUGAUAUCGAACAGCAUAUCCUGCGAGUCAACGGAAAUGACAAGAGGAACAAACUGUUUGAUAUUUUAAGUGAAUCUGGGACAGACAGAACAUUAGUAUUCGUUGAACUCAAGCGUGUGGCUGAUUUCCUUGCUUGUUUACUGUCGGAAAACAAUUUCCCUACCACCAGCAUCAGCAGUGACCGGUCACAACAAGAACGCGAAGCAGCAUUGCGUGACUUCCGUAACGGACGAGCAAAUAUCUUAGUGGGCACAUCAGUAGCAGCACGUGGGCUAGAUAUCCCGGAUGUAAAACACGUCAUCAACUACGAUCUUCCUCAGGAUGUUGACGAAUACGUCCAUCGUAUUGGUAGGACGGGGAGGAUCGGGAACAAGGGAAAGGCUACGUCGUUCUUCGAGGACGGACGAGACGAGAAGCUUGCACGAAGUCUGGUGAAAGUUCUAAGUGAGGCGUUCCAAGAUGUUCCUGGCUGGUUAGAACAAAUAGCUGAAGAUGCUAUUGGAUCAAGCUAUGGACCAACAGGAGGACGCUUCACCUCUAAAGAUCAUCGUCAGGGUAGAGGAAGAGGAAGAAGGAGAGACGACGACCAAUACAUCAACAACGCCAUGUCAAAUCUAAACAUACAAAACGACCCAAUCUCCAACUUUGGGUCUCAACCAUACCGUCAAGACAACAACAACACCAUACAGGAUGGAUCUACCAACAACUAUCCACCACAGGGAUCCCGCCAAGGAGCCCCGCCGCAGGGGGGUGGGGGUAGAGGAACAGGGGAUAGUGAUGACGAUUGGGAUUAGUUUAGCUUAGAACUGAUAGACAUGAAUUGAUAGUACUCUAAUGAGUACAAUCCGUUUCGAUUCGUUUGCACAUGCGCAGUAUGCCAGUGUUCCGUCAUUGUUAGUCUCUUCUUCCGUUUCAAGUGCUUCGUUUCUAAACAAAAAGCCAAAAAAUGCGUAAGAUUCUGAAAGCAGAGUCCUUAUGCUGUCAUUCGUUAGACGUUAUCAGAAGGGUGAAAAAUUCACACUAAAUCAGCGUAAAAACCAAAAUGUAUAAAAACGUCAAAAGCAUCCGAAGACUUUUCAAUCUCAUUUCCAGAACCUGCGUUGCUGACCAUAAGGAACGCAGGCUCGGAAAAAUAGAUUGAGUAUUUGACUUACUCAAGCUACCGUUACACCCUGCAAUUUUUUCCGUGUGCAAGAUACGUAUUUUUUUUAUCUUGUGCUGCAUUGCUUGUUGAGAUGUGUGCAUGGUCUCGUAAUAACAAGGGCAAUUCUGUCUCGCGACUAUAAUGAAAAAUGUUGUAGAAAGUUCAAAUAUAUGAAUUAUCCCUGCAACAUUUUGAAUGGCGUGAUAGACUGCACUAGUUACAAGUUAAGUCUAAAAUUGCGUUGCCAUGGCGUUAAAAUGUAGACGAUCUCAGUACAGCUUUAUUUUCUGACAUCAGACAGGGUUUCUCAAAAUGUGCUGUGAAGACAAAAUUUCAUGCUUAUAAACGUAUUUUUUUAAAAACAACAGAAAUUUGGAAUAGACGCUGUAUAUUAUCCGUCCUGAAGCUGAGAAGAAAACUCGGUCAAAUUUUUCUCAACUUUAAUGGAUAACAGUUAUACAUGUUACAGUUUGUUAAUGUUACUUAUUAGCUUGAGUUUUGAGGUAGUUUUUUAAUAACUUCCUUAACCAACCAAAACUUCAAAAACGUUCUUCAUAGUUAAUAUAAUCAGGAAAUUAGUUGGAAAACUAAUUUGAAAAAAGGGGGAAAACUUUGUACAGCUAUUGUUUAGUAAAAAUGCUGUCCGGCCGUUCUCGUUUUUAAAACAAGAUGUUUCUAGGAAUCUUGACAACGUUUUGAUUUCGAAGUAGUGAUGAGGAACCACUUGAUUGUGAUUAACACUUCCAUUCCGGGAUAACUCUCAGUUAUCUUUAUUUUUCUCACUGUCUUUCUCUUCUUUCGUUUUUCUUUUUAUUCCGAUCUUUCAGUUUUGCUUUGUCUUUCGUUUGUUUUCGUCUUACUUGUUUAUUUUUUUUUUCUUUCCAUUUUCUAUUGAGUCCUUUUCUUUGCUUUCCUUUCCUUUUGUUUACUUUACUUUUCUUUUCCAAUAUGAUAUGAUGUCACUACAAUCAAAAUUCCUUUGUUGUUAACGCAUAAAUAUAUAUUUCAAAUAGAAAAUUUAUUUUCGUUAUAAGUAAUCGAAAUCUUUAAUUCAAACAGCUAGAAAUAGCGAGUUCGAACCAAUCAACAAAUAAACAAAGGUUAAAUGAAAACAUUGAGUUCAUCAAAGUAUUUCAAACUACUCGAAAUGAGAUUACGAAACCCGCUACAUCUAUCCGUUCUUGGAGUGCAAAUCACGUGACCGAAAGAAAAAAAUACAUUGAGAUAAAAUGACAAUGAA